AUUGACUGCGUGACUCACACCAUCAGCUCUGGCGCAUCCUCAUCCCAUGUUGCUCCGGUUCAUGCGCUGAUCUCUCUCAUUUUCUCUCUCUACACUAUGGGGCGAUCUCAGGGAAAAGUUAGCAAUACAUUUCACAUCCCAAUGAGGUGAUUGAGUUUCAAAAUUGGGUGUUUCACGAGGAAUACAACAACAUGAUUACGAUUCUUCGCCGCAGAUUGUGAUAUAUUUAUAUAAUAUAAUAUUUACCAAUUUCUGCGAGGAAGAUCUCUUCUGUGUUCGCUGUUUGCUUAGCAGGAAGAAAUGUCUGAAUUGGUGGCUCGGACUGGUAGGCAACAGCAACGCUACCACGAAGGCUUUCGCCUCAUCGCCGGGUGUAUUCCUUUUAGGUUUAGAAAUGUAGCAGAAAAUGGUGAUGACAUCUCAAGAAAAGUUGUUGAAGUGCUUAUGAUAAACUCAACUAGUGGACCUGGUCUUCUGUUUCCUAAGGGUGGGUGGGAAAAUGAUGAAACCGUUGAGGAGGCAGCUAUGCGUGAAGCCAUUGAGGAGGCUGGAGUUCGUGGGGAUCUAGUGCAUUUCCUGGGGUACUACCUAUUUAAAAGCAAGACGCUUCAGGAUGAGUUCAGUCCAGAGGGUUUGUGCAAAGCUUCCAUGUUUGCUUUGCUGGUGAAGGAAGAGCUGGAUUCUUGGCCAGAGCAGAGCCUUCGGAAAAGAAGCUGGCUGACAAUUCCCGAAGCAAUUGAGUGUUGUCGGCACCCAUGGAUGCGAGAGGCCCUCGAAGAAGGUUUCUUGAAGUGGCACGCCAGCGGUAUGACAAGUACAAUGAAUAAAUGCAAAGACUAGGCUUUCUUGUCUCCUAUAUAUUGAAUGGUUUUAGAUGUUUAGUGAAGGCACCACCACCACCGACUUUUAGCGGAACUAGACAGUGUGACCUAUGAAAGAAUCUGCAAAUAGUCUUAUGUUUUAGGUUUUUCAAAACCUGUUUUUCAUGUUCUUUGGUUCCGUGCUAUAUGCUGAUUGAUUAUGAUGAUGAUGAUGGAAAGAAAAGAAGUAGCAGUUGAAGUAGAAACUCAGAAGAAAAGAAAUUAAUUAAUUAGAACCAUUAUGCAUCUUUUACUUCCAUCAUA
Molecule: messenger RNA, 1124 nt
Organism: Ipomoea nil (Japanese morning glory)
Lineage: Eukaryota; Viridiplantae; Streptophyta; Magnoliopsida; Solanales; Convolvulaceae
Product: nudix hydrolase 16, mitochondrial-like
Exons: 4
Coding region: 301-840 (179 amino acids)
Cellular component (GO): cytoplasm; nucleus
Molecular function (GO): pyrophosphatase activity
Source: RefSeq, a predicted model, not a curated record